Eremomyces bilateralis CBS 781.70 is the source of this 768-nucleotide messenger RNA. RefSeq lists its product as uncharacterized. The transcript has 3 exons. Lineage: Eukaryota; Fungi; Ascomycota; Dothideomycetes; Eremomycetales; Eremomycetaceae. The record is from RefSeq and is a predicted model, not a curated record. The coding region runs from base 1 to 768 and encodes 255 amino acids.
AUGCCUGGUGUCCCCCUCGACGCGGUCGACAAGCUGAAGGGCGCCUUCAAGGGCCUCUUCCGGAAGAAGUCCAAGAAACCCGUCGCUGAAGCCGCCAAACCCACCGAACCUACCCCAACUGCCCCCGCUGCCGCCGCAGACGCCAAACCGACCGCGACAACCCCCGCCGCUCCAGCUCCUGCAACUGCUCCGGCUCCCGCUGCGGCUGCGGCUGCAGCUCCCGCGACGGCCCCUGCGGCAGAUGCUGCGAAGCCUGCUGCCGAUGCUCCUAAGCCAGCUGAACCCUCCGCCGAGCCUGCGAAACCCGAGCCCGCUGCGGCUCCCGCCGCCGCCGCGACCGAGCCAGCAAAGGCCCCGGCGGCAGCCCCAGCUAAAACCGCCGCUACCCCUGCCGCUGCUGAGAAGCCUGCUCCCGCGCCCGCCGCCGCGCCCGCUGUUGAUGCACCGGCGACGACCGCUGCGGCCAAGCCGGUGAAAGAUGCGGCUCCUGCAGCUCCACUGACGACCGCUGCGGCCGCUCCGGCGAAGGAUGCCACGCCUGCCGCUCCGGCGAAGGAUGCCACGCCUGCCGCUCCGGCGAAGGAUGCCACGCCUGCCGCUCCGGCGAAGGAUGCCACGCCUGCCGCUCCGGCGAAGGAUGCCACGCCUGCCGCUCCGGCGAAGGAUGCAGCGCCCGCUGCUACUCCCGCUACCGAACCGGCCAAGGAAGGGAUGAGUGCUACAAGUGGGCCGUUGGAGGAUAAUCCUACCUUGACUACCGCGAAGUGA